Molecule: messenger RNA, 1965 nt
Organism: Orbilia oligospora ATCC 24927
Lineage: Eukaryota; Fungi; Ascomycota; Orbiliomycetes; Orbiliales; Orbiliaceae
Exons: 1
Coding region: 1-1965 (654 amino acids)
Molecular function (GO): hydrolase activity, acting on carbon-nitrogen (but not peptide) bonds
Source: RefSeq, a predicted model, not a curated record
AUGAGGUUCUUCCACGGACUACCAGCGGGACCGCUCGUCCUCGCCAGCUUUAUUUUCAGUCUAUUCUCUCCUUCAAUUGCCCAUCCUGACCACGAGGAGGAGACUGGAAGCUGCCUCACGGGACAUAUUAAAUUGGCAGAAAUAAUAUUCGGCAAGAUCACACCCUCCGAUUUUGAUACAUCAGCAGUGAGCCGACGGUUUUCACGACCGGAGAAACGUACCAGCGACCAAAAUGUUCCUAUAAUAUUCUACAGCAGCUCCCAGCAGAACCGGCGCCCAAUCAUCACAAUGGCAAAUGAUCGAUUAUCCCCCGUCGAGGCUUUAGCCAUCCAUGAGGGUAAGGUGAUCGCGGUCGGUUCUCUUGCAAGUGUACGCAAGAAAGCUGGUGACCGACGAAUCUUCCGGAAUCUACACAAACAGGUUAUUCUACCUGGCUUCGUGGAGCCUCAUUUACAUAUCAUGCUUUCGGCCCUACUUAAGGGCUAUUUCCUCGACAUCAGUCCUCUUCGGGCUCCAAGUUUUGAAUCCGCCAUGCAACAGCUCAGAGAUGAGCUUAAAACGUUGAAACAAGGAGAAUGGUUGAUCGCAUACGGUUACGAUCCAUCCCGUCUUAACUGGCAUGAUCUUUCAAAGGAAGAUCUUGACAAAGAAGUUUCUUUAACAACCCCUAUUGUCGUCAUCAAUGCCUCCGGCCAUUUAGCCUAUGCCAAUUCUCUUGCUUUCCAAGAAGUUGGUAUUACAAAAAACACCCCUAACCCGGAAGGCGGUGAAUACGCCAAAGAUCCCAAAACCGGCGAGCUUACAGGUGUCCUUGUCGAAAGCGGCGCGAUUCUUCAAUUCUCCGCGAAAGCGACACUUGCAAACCUCGGACGUACCGGAAGGGUCAAGGAAGGUCUUGCAAAAAUUCUAGGACAAUGGUUGGCAAAAGGCCUAACUACCGUUUUUGACGGUGGUUUGGGAGCAGUAACACCUCAAGACCUAGAAACUGUCGCAAAUCUCACAGAGGUAUCGCCAAUUCGAAUCCGCGCCGCCGUUGCGGAUUUCAAACCCGGCGAUGCCGAAAAGAUGCUUGGAACGGGGAAUAUGCCAGCUGGUGGUUUCAAACGAAAGGGUCUAAUAGUCAAGACCGUAAAACUCUGGUCCGACGGAUCAACCCAGGGUUUUACCGCAGCUGUUAAACAAAACUAUCUCUCAGAACACUUCCCAACAUACUUCGUAGGGAAGGAAAAAGGCGUUUUAGUCUGGCCGGAUAGUGCGAAUGUCGGAGAGUCCGCAUUUAACACAACAAUGUACGAUGAAAUGCUCAAAUGGCUAAACCGCGGAUACCAAUUAAUGAUCCACGCGAACGGCGAUCGAGCCUCCGACAUCGUUCUCGGAAACUUUGAAAAGAUAUUCAAAAAAUAUCCAAAACAUAACCCUAAACGAUCAGGUAUCAUUCAUCGGAUCGAACACUUUACUGUUACCGAGACAUCGCAGGUUCGGAAAGCGAAAGAUCUAGGUAUCGCGGUCAGUCAUACGAUGGGCCAUGUGCAUUAUUGGGGUGAUACCUUUAGGUUUGGGGUUCUUGGGAAGGAGAGAGCAGAAAGAAUCGACCCGGUCAAAGAUGAUGUCAACAGCGGGGUUAUAUAUUCGUUCAACAGCGAUAGCCCAGUCACCGACGCCGAUCCGCUUUUAUGGGUUGGAACCGCUAUCUCAAGACGUGUAUACAAAAGUAACAAUAUCCUAGGUAAAGCGCAAAGAGUUGGUCUCGAAGAUGCAUUGAAAGGAGUGACCAGCUAUCCAGCCAAGCAAAUCCUAUGGGAGAAAGAGGUUGGAAGUCUAGAAGCUGGAAAGUUUGCCGACUUUGUAAUCGUCAGUAGGGAUUUGUGGUGUUUCGAUUGGGAACGAAAGAAUACAAAUGAAAUCAAGGUGCUUGAAACUUGGAUUGGGGGUGUACGAAGAUAUUCGGCUCUAGGGUCAGUAUAA